Olea europaea var. sylvestris is the source of this 1011-nucleotide messenger RNA. Its product is annotated as DEAD-box ATP-dependent RNA helicase 10-like. Lineage: Eukaryota; Viridiplantae; Streptophyta; Magnoliopsida; Lamiales; Oleaceae. The transcript is spliced from 5 exons. The coding region runs from base 146 to 724 and encodes 192 amino acids. The record is from RefSeq and is a predicted model, not a curated record.
GUAGGGUUUUUAUUGCAUAUUAUGAGUCAAUGUGAAGUGAAAGUCGUAAGAUGUUUCUGUGCUAAACUAUUAUACUGUUUCUUUAGUUUUGGACUCAUCUUUUAUUUUGCUGCAGAAUUGCUAUCUUGUUCAUAUUCUUACCGAGAUGUCAGGAAAGACAUCUAUGGUCUUCACUCGAACAUGUGAUUCGACUCUUCUUUUGGCUUACAUUCUUCGGAACCUUGGGUUUAGUGCCAUUCCAAUUAGCGGUCAAAUGAGCCAGGCAAAAAGACUUGGAGCCAUAAACAAAUUUAAGGAGGGAGAAUGCAAUAUACUUAUCUGCACUGAUGUUGCCAGUAGAGGCCUUGAUAUUCCGUCUGUAGAUAUGGUUAUCAAUUAUGAUAUCCCCAUGAACUCAAAGGAUUAUAUACAUCGGGUUGGAAGAACUGCUCGUGCUGGACGCUCCGGGGUUGCAAUAUCGUUGAUAAAUCAGUUUGAGGUUGAAUGGUACAUGCAAAUAGAGAAGCUUAUUGGUAAAAAGUUACCUGAGUACCCUGCUAUCGAAGAAGAGGUUUUGCGACUGUUGGAACGUGUUGCAGAGGCCAAAAGAAUAUCUCAGAUGCAGAAAAUCAAAGAAACCGGAGGCAAGAAGAGGUUAGAACGAGGUGAUGAUGACGAGGAAGACACUGAUAAAUAUUUGGGUCUCAAUAAAAGGAAGUCAUUUGAGAAAUCUAAGAGAAGAUGACAAAAGGAAGGGAUCAUCCGUCAAGUUUUGUUCAAAUUAGGAUUAAUCAAUUUUGUAGUCCUUCAUAAUUAUAGUUUUUCUAGACAGAAAUACUUGCUCUCAUCUUUGUAAGACUAUUCUUCUGCUUCGUCUUCUUCUUCUUCUUUUUGUUAGGAUAUGAGCAGUACACAUUUGAGAGAGAAGAUUUGUUUUAAGAUGUAUGUCUGGGAUUACAUGUUGACCUUUAAUCGGUUGUAUAUGGAAUUGAAAACUUAAAAUGAAUAAUAAUAUUAUUGGUUUCUUUUUUA